Molecule: messenger RNA, 1587 nt
Organism: Anopheles aquasalis
Lineage: Eukaryota; Metazoa; Arthropoda; Insecta; Diptera; Culicidae
Gene: Wbp2
Product: WW domain binding protein 2
Biological process (GO): positive regulation of DNA-templated transcription
Cellular component (GO): nucleus
Molecular function (GO): chromatin DNA binding; transcription coactivator activity
Source: RefSeq, a predicted model, not a curated record
AACAAGAAAACUCGCAGGUGACUCAUCAACAAAGAAAAGUAAAGCGCUCGCCUCGCAAGAUAACGCAAAACCGUGCAAUUCACAAACAGUAGAAGCAAGUUACGGCGACACAGUUAAACCCUUGGUUUGUUUGCACAGCAAGUGGUUCGCUGCAACGUUUGCCACAACGACUGGGUAAUCGUGUUCGCCGCCAGGAGAGCGGAAACCGUGGAAACGAAAUGUCCCUCAACACAGCGCACGCCAAUAAUGGCGUUUUAAUACACGCAGGCGAAGGUAUUUUGAUCUUUAGCGAUCAUGUGACAAUCGAGUUCACCGGUCACGACAACCCGGCGAUGAAGGGUACCAAGCAGGGCCGGGUGUACCUGACCACGCACCGGGUCAUCUACAAUGGCAAGCACGAGAGCGAUGCGCUGCGCUCCUUCAGCAUGCCGUUCGUGACGAUGCGCGAGGUAGAGAUCGAGCAGCCGGUCUUCGGGGCCAACUACAUCAAGGGCAAGGUGACGGCCCAGCAGAAUGGCAAUUGGAAUGGCGAGGCCAAGUUCAAGAUCCUGUUUAAGCAUGGUGGUGCGAUCGAUUUUGGGCAGGCGAUGCUGCGUGCCGCUUCGAUCGCGCAACGUAACGCUGGCAGUGCACCGCCGCCACCGUACACACCACCGGGUGGGGCCUGGUACGCAGCGCCACCGCCAGCGUACACGCCCAACCCGUACAACUAUGGCUGGGUACCGGGGGCGAGCGUAUUCCCCGAGCAACCGCAACCGAACUCGAUCUACAUGCACGACAGUCCGCCGCCCUACCCGGGUAUCAUCGCGAACACCGGUGGCUAUCCGCAGCCAGCGGCGGCCGGUUAUCCCUAUCCACCGCAGUAUCCACCACAGCACGGCGCACCAAACGGAGGUGGCUACCCGAUGCAGAUGGCACCCGGGUUUGUGGCCGGACCUGGAGUUGGUUACCCGAAUGGUGGGCAUGCGGCACAGCCCGGUCCAUCGAACGGUGGUGUUGCGAUGGGUUUCUCGGCACCACCACAACCACCAGCCAAUUCCAAGGAAGCGGAAGCGGCUCAGAGUGCGUACUACGAUCCCAAUAGCCCGCAGACGGCUUACGUUCCGCCGCCGGCUUAUUACGAACCGCCACCAAGCUACAGCUCGUUGAACAAGAAGGAACAAUAGAGAUGGUCGGUCGGGAGGGAAAACCAUAAACUCCUCUGAUCCUCUGGGAGAACCGUGCAUCGUAUUUGUUGUAUUUCAACGUUCGCAGCGAGGAGGGAACGGGGACAACUCCCUACUCUCCCUUUCCUCUAAGCUGUAUCGCUUGCCUUCGGAUGUCGAUGUCUAUUCGUUGUUUGUUACAUUAAUUAUCAUUGUUUUGCUAGUUUGUUAACCGCAGCGAGCCAAGCCCUAGCACCGGUGAAGGAAGAGAACGGAUAGCAGUUUUUGAUAGCGGGAAGGGAUCGAAGGCAGGCACUUUUAGGGGAGGACACAGCAUUCCGAAACACACAACUUUUGGAGCAAAAAAAAUUGUUUAAUCACCAAGUGUAAUAACCUACAAAGAUGAAUCGAAUCUACAAAUAAAAGCUAUAAAUCACGCAAA